AUGGCGCUCACGCUUAUCAUGCACCCAGGGGCCCACCUGACGGUCCGAGCCCCAACGGUGUCCGUGGCAUGGACUGAGGAAAGGGCUAUGCGGGACCACCCCGUGCUAUUGGUGCUGGGCUCCAUCGACUUUCAGGUCACCUCGUGGCUUGAGCAUCCGCUUGACGGCACUGUGGUGACUAGCACAUACAGCGAAUCGCACGCCUCGACCAAGUUUUCGCUGGACGAGCACAACAUCGUGUGGGUCGGAGAUCAGGCCUCAGUGGUUUCCGACCACUCCAUCGCAUUCACGGCCAGAUCUGUCGUUGUGUCGUCAGCCGACAAGCACGUGGCCGACCCCGCUGUUUCGUUCAAAGAACCCUCCUUCCACAAGUCCGACCCUGCGCCGACCUCCACUGCUGCCGACCCGAACGCUGGUGAUGGCGACAAGAACGUCCCGGCUCAUGAUGCCGUCCCCACCUCCACGGUCACGUCCUCUGUUCGUUCGCCAUCUGAGAGCACUUCGUCGGAUCGCGCGAAAGCUGACGGAAAAAAACGGCGGCUAUGCUCAUGA
Messenger RNA from Ectocarpus siliculosus, 552 nucleotides. NCBI's taxonomy places the organism in Eukaryota, Phaeophyceae, Ectocarpales, Ectocarpaceae. The record is from the annotation of a GenBank genome assembly.